AUGGGUGCUCUCAGGAAAGUCAAGAACAAGCGCCGCACCAGAGACUACGAUCUAGUCGUCGCGGAUAUCAAAACCCAAGGUCACCUGCAGAAGUUCAAGGAUACGAAAGAGGCAGAGGAUCUGCCUGGCCUAGGCAAAUUCUACUGCACCGAGUGCUCAAAAUGGUUUGAGAGUGACUACAACCUCAAGGCACAUGCCAAGGGCAAGAACCACAAGCGGAGACUUCGCAUCCUACGCGAUGAGCCUCACAGCCAACUGCUUGCUGAGCGUGCGAUCGGACUGGGUUUAAUUGACAACGGCAAGCGCGAAGAGAACCCCGACGUGAUGAAGGAGUGA
Messenger RNA from Penicillium concentricum, 336 nucleotides. Its product is annotated as putative C2H2 finger domain protein. The transcript has 3 exons. Gene Ontology annotation, molecular function: zinc ion binding; nucleic acid binding. The coding region runs from base 1 to 336 and encodes 111 amino acids. The record is from RefSeq and is a predicted model, not a curated record. NCBI's taxonomy places the organism in Eukaryota, Fungi, Ascomycota, Eurotiomycetes, Eurotiales, Aspergillaceae.